Molecule: messenger RNA, 1053 nt
Organism: Paramecium pentaurelia
Lineage: Eukaryota; Ciliophora; Oligohymenophorea; Peniculida; Parameciidae
Source: the annotation of a GenBank genome assembly
AAUGAAAUCAUUAAUGUUAUCGAAAGGGUUGAUUGGAGUUGUUGCUAUAGGAUUUAGUUAUGGAGUUUACAGAAUAUUUAGAGGGGUAGAGUGAGUAUUUGGUAUCUUUAGUUUACAAAAGCAGAGUUACGUGAGAAUAUUAAAAAGUAGAUAAUGAAAUGUUAUAAUGAGAGUUAAAAUCAAGGGUUUGUUGAACCUUUUGAUAUUUUACAAACUUUUUCAAAAAAUGAAUAAGGAAUAGAGUUUCACAUCAAAUUAGUAAAAUCUUUAGCUAAGAAACCAGUUGGACAUUAAUAAAAUGUAAGUGAGAUUUAAUAGAAAUAGAUUAAUCCUUUAAUUGAACCUUUUCAACCAGGACAAUUAGUAAUGAAACUUUAAAACUAUAAUAUUUUAUUGAAUAAAUUCCCUGUUAAUCCUUAUCAUACAUUAUUAGUUCCAUAAUAAUUUAUUCAUUAAACUGAGAAAUUUAGCAAAGAAUAUUUAAGUUUAGCAUAUGAUGUACUAAGUGCAGUAGAAGGAUUUGCAUUCUUUAAUUCCCAUCCUGAAGCAGGAGCUUCAUUAGAUCAUAAGCAUUUUUAAAUAGUGCCUAAAUCAGCUUAUUAAAGUGCAAAUAUAUUAAAUCAUAUAAAGGAAUGGUGGUUUGAGAGAAGUGUGAGAUAACCUAAUAAAUUCACAAAGUUAAGAUAUUUAAAGAAAACAAAACAUUUUAUAUAUUUUUUUAAUUAGGAUAUAUUAUAAAACAAAAAUUGUGAUGAAUAAUAAUAAUAGAAUUAACUAUAUGAAGCUUAUGAAAAAUUAUUAAUGAAAUGUUAAGUCAAUGAUAUUAGAGACUUAAAGCAUAAUUUAAUAAUGACUUAAGAGUUUUUGAUGAUUGUAGUUAGAAAAUAAGCAACAUUUAAUGGAGUAUCAUUAAAUGCAGUAGGAUUUACAGGGUCUUUAUUAGCUAAAAAUGAGUAGGAAUGUGAGAAAUUAAAGCAAACAAGAAUAAUUGAGAUUUUAGAAAAUUUAGCUUAAACUGAUGAAUAAUGUUAUUCUGAUGUAGAUGAAUGUUGA